GAAGGACUUGAGUAAACACCAUGACUCGAUCAACCGGAACAGAAUGCUAUCCACAGCAGGUUGUUUCAUCCUGAUUCAUCCAUCCAGCUGGCUGAUUUGAAAAAUAUCGCUUAGCAUCGACCAUACAAAAGAACAUCCCCAUGUAUGAUAUGAUGCUCCAGUCUGUCAAAAACAAGAAAGGCGACCAUUUUGCGGCAAGCGGCAACAACGACCGCAUCUGGAACUCGUUCAUCGACUACUAUUCCAACCCGUGGCUCCGGAUCGUCAGCGCAGGCUGGCUAGGUCCGGCCUACCGGGUCACAGCCCAAGUGAACAUCGUCAACCCAGCUGGUUCCCAUUGUGGAGCGAUGGGGUGCGGAGAGGGCCGUUCGGGAGUUGGAGCAGUUAUGAGCGGACUCGAUGCGGUUUAAAAUAGACUAUAC
Messenger RNA from Aspergillus ochraceoroseus IBT 24754, 422 nucleotides. RefSeq names its product phytanoyl-CoA dioxygenase family protein. The record is from RefSeq and is a predicted model, not a curated record. Lineage: Eukaryota; Fungi; Ascomycota; Eurotiomycetes; Eurotiales; Aspergillaceae. The coding region runs from base 141 to 410 and encodes 89 amino acids. The transcript has a single exon.